GCUAUAAAGCUAUAAAUCUAGAAGGUCUUCGAUGAAAGACUAAGUAAUAAAAAUGGCAGCCUCCAGUGUAAACACACGACGGUUCAUUGAUAUUGGUAUUAAUCUAACUGAUGGCAUGUUCAGAGGUCUAUACCAUAGAUCACAGAAACACCAAGAUGAUUUCCAAGAUGUUCUGCAGAGAGCUUUCAAAGUCGGCAUGAAGAAGAUGAUGAUAACAGGCGGAUCACUGAAAGACAGUAAGGAGGCACUGGAAUUGGCCCAAACCAAUGAUGCACUAUACAGCACAGUUGGCUGUCACCCGACCAGAUGUACAGAGUUUGACAAACACGCUCAUGGCCCUGAGAAAUACCUCAACGACCUUCUGGAACUGAUACAGAACAACAGGCAGAAGGUUGUAGCAUUAGGAGAAUGUGGCUUAGAUUAUGAUAGGCUUCACUUUUGCCCUAAGGCCACUCAACUGAAGUAUUUUGAGAAACAGAUGGUUCUAGCAGAGGAAACCAAUCUUCCUUUAUUCCUCCACUGUAGAGCGUCACACCAAGACUUUGUAGAUAUUGUGAAAAGGAAUAGGGAAAAAAUAAAAGGAGGUGUGGUGCAUUCAUUUACUGGAUCCAAAGCAGAAGUAGCAGAAUUUUUAGACCUGGAUUUCUAUAUUGGCAUCAAUGGAUGUUCCCUGAAGACGGCAGAGAACAUUGAAGCCAUGUGUACGAUACCAAAGGACAGGCUGAUGAUCGAAACAGACGGACCAUGGUGCGAGGUGAAACCAACCCAUGCAGGCUUCAAGCAUGUCCAAACCAAGUUCCCUACCAAGAAGAAAGAGAGAUGGGAGGAAGGUCAUUGCGUGAAGGGACGCAACGAACCAUGCCACAUCACUCAAGUGUUGGAGGUGAUGGCAGCAACAAGGGGAGAGGAUAUCGAUGAGCUGGCCGAGAUCAUGUAUGAGAACACAGAGAAGAUCUUCUUCAAUAGAUGAUAAUGGCCCCCGUUUAGCAUCACUCCAUUAUCUGUGCCCUACGUCUUUUACUGAACUCUUUGUACAUAAAUUAUUCUUAGUUAAAUUAACAGAUAGAAUGAUAGAUGAUAGAUAGAAUGUUUCUUGUUUAGCUCGUAUCAUGUCUUGUACAUCUCAUUACGAUUCCAAGUGAUUUAGACAUUACAGAUCAAGUUGAGUUCUGGCCGCGUCUUAUAAAGACUUGAUAUAAAUUAUUAAUCACAACUUUAUUUGAGAUUGAUAUCAAUCGCAACUAUGUACAUAAGAGAUAGGAGACUGCAAAUUUGCGAUUGAUUAGAGGACUUGCCAUUACUCUUUAUAAGACAGGGCUCUGGUCAUGCAAUUUCAUUAUGAAUAGAAACUGUUUGUAAAGCGAUUGGAAAAGGUUGAUCAUGUAGCACAUAAAUAGUGACGUAUAUAUACUGCCAGGCUGUGGGAUAAUUAAAAUGAUAGGAAAAUGACCCAGUCUUGUUAAAACUCAAGUGCACUGUACCAAAUGGGACUACCGGUACGCACAAAUGCGGCAUGAAAGUGUGGUCCACAACACCAUUUGUUUCUCGUGAUGUUUUGAAUAUGACGGCAUUUAAAGAGCAGUAUUUUUCACGAUACACCCAAAUUGAGUGGCAAAUGUAGAAUUGUGUCUUUCCAAAGGACAUUUUUUGGGAGAAGGGGAGAUACGGAAUAUUGUCUAAUCGAUGUGAAUUACAGCCUAAAUUUAAUUUAGAGAAAUUAAGUACAUUAUAUGUUAGUUGUUCUCUGUAGGUUUUCAUGGUGAGCGAGUAUUCAUGAUGGAAGACUUUGGGACCAGCAGAAUAUACAGGUAUUCAGAGAGCUGAAUGUAGAAGUGUCAGCCGCCAUUCCUUGGGGCCAUCAAGAAUGUUAGACAAUAGGUAAACAUUCCCUCUUUAGUUCAGGGAUGGCCAUGUACCUGUCUGAUUGCAUAAGGAAUUAAGUUUUGGAAUUCUUUAAUGAAAUAAAAAAAUGCUCCAUCGAUUAUUACUUUCAAGAACAAAUUGAAAUUGUUUUUAUAACAAUCAUUGAGUAUAAUUUGUUGUUUUUGUUGAAUACAAGAUCAUUCUCUGCUCGCUGGCUCAAAAUAUAAUUUUACAUAUUAUAUUGUGCCUUCUCAUGCUUAUCUCCUUUCUAAUGCGCAUUUCUCUUUUCUCAUCUUCUUCUCAACCCCACAUGCAGCUCAUUAUUUUCUGUACCCCCGAUCUCUCGCUUCUUUUCUGGCAUUGUGUGCUCUUUGUAUUAUGACUAUGUUCUUAUAUCUGGUAGAUGCCGCAUGAAAACAAACACAAAAACUCAGCGAGUGACACGUUGAAGUAAUAGGAAUAAAUGCUUUUCAGAAAAUAAA
Molecule: messenger RNA, 2345 nt
Organism: Strongylocentrotus purpuratus (purple sea urchin)
Lineage: Eukaryota; Metazoa; Echinodermata; Echinoidea; Camarodonta; Strongylocentrotidae
Gene: tatdn1
Product: putative deoxyribonuclease TATDN1
Exons: 13
Coding region: 53-970 (305 amino acids)
Cellular component (GO): cytosol
Molecular function (GO): 3'-5'-DNA exonuclease activity
Source: RefSeq, a predicted model, not a curated record